Messenger RNA from Chenopodium quinoa (quinoa), 1167 nucleotides. RefSeq names its product 40S ribosomal protein S23-2. The coding region runs from base 351 to 602 and encodes 83 amino acids. The record is from RefSeq and is a predicted model, not a curated record. Gene Ontology annotation, cellular component: cytosolic small ribosomal subunit; ribosome. The transcript has 2 exons. NCBI's taxonomy places the organism in Eukaryota, Viridiplantae, Streptophyta, Magnoliopsida, Caryophyllales, Amaranthaceae. Gene Ontology annotation, molecular function: structural constituent of ribosome. Gene Ontology annotation, biological process: translation.
CUUUCGAAUUUAUGUUUUUUUUUUUUGGUUUUUUUUAGUUUAAAGUUUAGGGUUUUAGGGUUUAAUGUUUAGAAUUGAUAACAAGUAUGGUUUAUCUUCGAAUUUAUGUUUUUUUUUUUUGGUUUUUUUUAGUUUAAAGUUUAGGGUUUUAGGGUUUAAUAAAAUCAGAAGAGCAGAGAAAGUAGUGAUUAGAUUGUAAACAUCUAGUAGUCUAGUGUUUAUCUAGUACUUUGCAUUGACCUUUGGCAUGGCUUCAAAUUGAAUAGUUGAUUUUAUGCAUUCGGAUGCAUAAAUUCUAUGUUAUUACUCAUUAUAUAAGCGUUGUUGCAUAAACUUAUCAUUGCAGAAAAAUGCCCAACUCUGCUAUCAGAAAGUGUGCUCGUGUGCAGUUGAUUAAGAAUGGAAAAAAGAUUGCUGCUUUCGUGCCCAAUGAUGGUUGUUUGAACUUCAUUGAGGAAAAUGAUGAGGUGUUGAUUGCUGGAUUUGGUCGUAAAGGACAUGCUGUGGGAGAUAUUCCUGGAGUCCGAUUUAAGGUUGUCAAGGUUGCUGGUGUCUCUCUUCUAGCUCUGUUCAAGGAAAAGAAGGAAAAACCCAGGUCCUAGGUUAAGGUUGUUGGUUUUGUCUUAAAUUUUGCCUACUCAAAUGAAACUUGUACCGUCUUGAAAUGAAUACUGAGCAUCCUUAAAAAGAGACACCCUCCCUACUUUGUUUUGUGCUCUAUCCAUGUCUAUUCAAGAUGAUUUUCUAUACUCUUAGUUAUUUGCUUAUAUUUCCAAUUGGUUUAUUUACUUCUCUUAACGAUGUCAUGAAAAUUUCCGGAAUUUAUGUUAACAAGAUCAGCUUUUUAAUGAUCUUGCAUUUAAAAAAAAAAAGGUCUUUGGAUCUCCUAAAAACUGCUUUAAAACACAACAAUUAACCAUUCAUUCAUUCUCAAAGAUGAUGCUUAACUAGGCAUUUGUAUUCAGGUAUGCUUCAUGGAGUGUUAUGAAAGCAACUGCACUUAUAUUAUUAAUAUAUAUUAGCUCACUUGAUUGAAUUUUUUGGUGAACAUUUCUUGCAGAAUAUUCCUCAGAAGUUCAUGGAGUGUUUCAAGGAGAAACUCUCCCCGUGGUGUACACUUAUAGCGCCAAGUAAACACAAAUGGAAAAUCAGACUCUCGAGUACAUA